Messenger RNA from Anopheles coustani, 634 nucleotides. It is a transcript of the gene Gpa2, whose product is annotated as thyrostimulin alpha-2 subunit. Bases 25 to 390 code for a protein of 121 amino acids. NCBI's taxonomy places the organism in Eukaryota, Metazoa, Arthropoda, Insecta, Diptera, Culicidae. Gene Ontology annotation, molecular function: hormone receptor binding. The record is from RefSeq and is a predicted model, not a curated record. Gene Ontology annotation, biological process: cell surface receptor signaling pathway. The transcript is spliced from 2 exons.
UUCGAGGACCGUUUGGCUGGAAAAAUGUCAUGGCUUCGUCUGGUGACAGUGAUAUUGUGUGCGAUUAUGCUCGCGAGGGCCCGGGAGACGUGGCAAAAACCGGGAUGCCAUAAAGUUGGACACACGCGUAAGAUAAGCAUUCCGGACUGUGUCGAGUUCACGAUUACCACCAAUGCCUGUCGAGGGUUCUGCGAGUCGUUCGCCGUACCAUCGGCGCCGUUCGCUAUCGUUGGCCACAAACCUCCACAGCCGGUUACGUCGGUGGGCCAAUGCUGUAACAUAAUGGAAACGGAGGAUGUGCGGGUGCGAGUACUGUGCGUGAAUGGCAUAAGGAAUCUUACCUUUAAAUCGGCCACCAACUGUUCCUGCUAUCACUGCAAAAAGGACUAAGGAUGACGAUGGGCGGCGCAGCCAGACCAUCAGCUAGGCGUUCUAUUCUAACUUUGCAUGGGGAUUCAGUGAUGGUGCCUAAUUGAGGUCCCGACAAUGCAUCCGUUUAUUUACCUCUGAGCCAUUUGUUUGGGAGCCAUGUGAGAUAGUCGUGUUGAUCGUGCAAACCGUCAAUAGUGUACAAAAUAUGUAGUUAUUCCCUACGAUAUGCUUUAAUGAACCAAAAAUUUCAAACUGAAAAGAA